Tribolium castaneum (red flour beetle) is the source of this 2243-nucleotide messenger RNA. RefSeq lists its product as hypothetical. The transcript is spliced from 4 exons. The coding region runs from base 94 to 2115 and encodes 673 amino acids. The record is from RefSeq and is a predicted model, not a curated record. Lineage: Eukaryota; Metazoa; Arthropoda; Insecta; Coleoptera; Tenebrionidae.
GCGUUUUUAAAGUGCUAAUAAUCGUUUCUAAUCCCUGUUUUGGUAAUUAGUUGUUGGUGUUAGUGGAUUUGGUUUUCGUUUGAAGACAUCAACAUGAACAUUUUAAGGAAUUUUACAAUUCUCGUCAGCUCGGAGACCAGGGCAAUACAAGAGUCUAUGGAUCCACAACAACCAAAUUCUGAUGAUGAAGAUUUUCUCAAUGUAUCUGCCGGUAGCAACCCACCGUCUGGAAAACCAGAUAAGAUGCUCGGCACAUCGGACUUUAUUAGUCUUCUGGGGACGAGGGAUGAUUCGUAUUACAUCGAUAAAACCACUCUGUUAGAAGUUUUCCUUAAAUGCGGUCGUAGCCGAGUGCUGCUGACAGCUCCACGCCGUUUCGGAAAGACUAUAAAUCUCUUGAUGCUUAAGACUUGUUUUGAGUUGCAAGUACCACCAGAAGAAUAUAAGAUGCUAUCAGAAGAUGAAUUCCAAAUAAAGGUAAAGGAGACAGCUAAUUACAAGCUGUUUGAAGAGCUUCAGUUGGAAAUAACUAAGAAUCCAGAUUUGAUGAACAAACAUUUUGGAAAAUAUCCUACAUUACACAUUUCAUUCAAAUGUGACAUGCCAAUCGCAAGUUUUUCUGAUGGAGUUGCAUUCUGUUGUGGGAUUUUAAGUAAAGCCUUCAAGAAACAUAAAUAUUUAAUAUCGGAAAAAGCAUUAAGUCAAUCGGACAAAAAUAUAUAUGCCAAAUGGUUGAACCCCGCCGACUGGGAUGAAAGGAAAGCAAUGGAUAGAAGGUUGAUAUCUGACGGUUUGCAAACUUUAGUCUAUUAUGUCUUUGAGAGCUUUAACAAAAAAGUAGUACUACUUAUCGACGAGUACGAUUCGGUUAUCAUGCAAGCAAUAUUGUUUAUAAAGGCAAAAGAUGAAUUAGCGAAGAUCAUACAGUUUUAUUUAGGUAUAAUCCAAGCUGCUGUGAAAAAUGAGAUUGAGCAACAUAUAGAAUAUGCAUUUAUCACCGGAAUUUCCCAUAUUUCCGGAAUGGGUCUUUCUGGUUCAAACAUAAAGCCAUUCAGAUUUCUGGAAAAUCACUCUUUUGUUCCUUACUAUGGCUUGACAGUUAUGGAAAUUCGGAAUUUGUUAAGGAAGACAUAUCAAUUUGAUGAUCAGCGAAUUGCUGAAGCAGAAAAAAAAUUCAACGGUUAUUCUACAGUUUGUGGAGUAAAGAUAUACAACAUCUGGUCUGUGCUAGAACAUGCUAGCAGAACUCAAGAGGAACAUUUUAUAUAUGAUUGGCAAGACACCGGAUAUAUUGUAGGUCUCGAAAAAGCUUUAAGAUUCCCUACAAUUAUGAAAAUAAUUCAAACAGAACUACUGUUGUAUAAACCUAUAGAGAUUAAAAAAUCUAAAACCUUGGUUUUAGAGGAUAUCCUGCAGUUGGUAGAGAUAAUUGGAAAUGUUGACCCUCAGAACGUCGAAUUUCCACGUUAUGACCUUUUUUUCUCAUUUCUUGUUGAGCAAGGCUAUUUGUCAUUUGUAGCUAACAAGUCUGGGCUGCUCGUAAUACCCAACGAACAGAUUAAAGAGAAAAUCGAGGAAAAGAUAACAGACUCUAACAUUAAAGUAUUUAAUAGGAAUAGUAUUCCUACAGAGGACUGCAGAGAAUUCUUUCUGAAAAUAUCUGAGAGGGAUUGUGAUUAUGAUGACUUUAAAAUAUUUCAUACGAGUCUUGAAGAUGUUUUACAAAACUAUGCAGCAAAAUGGAUUAAAAAGAACGAAGAAAACAUCCGUUGUACAAUAAAAAUUCUGAUCAGUACUUUGAAAUUUAAAGACAGUGCUGAACUCAAUUUUAAUUUUACAGAAAAUGGGGUAAAACAUAGCAGAAGAAUCGAUGUUGUCAUUAUUAAAGAUAGUUUUUUAAUGCUUAUCGAAACGAAGUAUAAGGAGAGCAGCAAAAAAGCAAUGCUUGACAUGAGGGACAGGAAUUACUUAAAAGUACUUGAAGAUAAAGAUGUUAUCAGGAAUACCAUAACACGUUUUGUUCUAAUGGGGAUAAACAUGGAUGAGAAUGGACAAGUGUCAAUCAGUUACUUACAGAAUAACCACAACUUUGAUGCUAUGACAUUAAUUCCUUAGGUAUUUACUAGUAUUUCAUUCUAGGUCUAGUUAUGGUAUGUCAGAUGAGUUUUAGUUUUUUCCGUUGUUUAUUCCGGUAAUUUUUUCUUUGCUGCUUAUGUUGAUGAAAAAUAUAUAAUUUUGAUGCA